UUAGUGAAAGCCCAAUAAUAAUGUUUUUAGCCCAAAAUGAUCAGGUAACAACUUUUUUUCCGGGAAAAAAAAUGUCCUUUACCUACCAAAUUUGAUCGGUGAAGCCUGUUAACUUAGGUCUUCUCUUACACCUAACUACGAUCCUACAAAAUCGUAGACUAAAUCCGGCUCUCAGGUACAAUACUUUCUUGACUUCCGAAUUUAGAAUCAAAUCGUAUACCAAGCGCCUCUGUGAAGAAGAAGAAAAAGAAGAUUCCAUUUACUAAACAUGGCUAAUUUGGGAGAAGAGAAGAAGGAGAAGUUGAAGCUCUACUCUUACUAGAGAAGCUCCUGCGCUCAUCGUGUCCGUAUCGCCCUAUCUCUAAAAGGUCUUGAAUAUGAGUGAAUACCGGUUAAUCUUCUCAAGGGUGAACAAUCCGAUCCAGGCUCCAAAGAAAGCCAAGGAAGAUCGUGAGGAAUGAUAAGCCAAACUAACAGUAGGAUUUGACUCUCACUAUUCGAUAAGUCAGUUGAAGCUUGGCCAGUCCCACAAUCCAUACCUAUGAUUUUAGAACUCAAUGAACAAUGAAUAAAGAGAACCUGAUCAGAAGUUCAGUUAGUAAUUUUAAAACAUACUUUUAUAGCACUUGCUGUUGUUAGUUGGUGUACAUGGAGUGAUCAAGUUUCCUUGAUUUGCAGGACUUGGAACAGAACGUCUUGGAAUGUAGCCAACACCUUCGUAUAAUCUCUUGAAAACAGAAGUAAUGAUCUUCACAUCAACGAAUUAUAUCAAAGACUCCCGCCAAACUAUUUGACUUCCUUUUGUUAUCUUAUACUCGGGUCAGUUCCUUAAACCAUUUAUUGUUUGAUAGAAUAUUUAAGUUGUUUGGUUAGAUAAGAAGGUAAUUUAUUAAAAAAAAAGGAUCAUUUUUUUCAUGAUUUAAUUAAGUAUAGAUUCGUUAUUGUCAAUCACUAAGGAAAUGAGAAACUUUAAUUAGGAAAACCAAAACACAUAAUUAUUAAGUUUAAUAAAGAGAACAAAUUAUUUGUUUCAAGAAACAGCAGACAUUUUUGAAACACCAGAAUACUUAAAAAAACCAAAAAAAAAAGCAAGAAAGAAAUCAUCCCCAUCGCCUGACACCUUCUACUUCCAGCUAAUCAUCUUUAAUCUUCUCCAUCUUGACAGACUUGGAACAAAUUUUCUUUGAAGUCGAAUUCUAAUCAAGUUCAUCUUUUUCUUUGCGCUUUGAGAAUGGGGUUGAGGUUCCUUCGGAUGAAUUCUGACUGUUCUUUUCCGACACAGAAACCUUAUUAUAAAAUCCACAAACAACAUAAAAUGAAUAACACUAAUCAAACUAUACAAUUACCUUAAGGAUACAAACAAUAUAAACACUCAUAGUUUUUAAAUUUUUACCUCUCCACCAGACAUGAUUGAUGAACCAUCCAUAACAUGAGUCAUGGGGUCUGAAUUUGACUCGAUCUGAAGCAUCUUAUCCCCAGAACAAACUUGUGCAACCAGAAAGACAUCUGAUCCAUUUGUAACAUUUUCAGAACCAAGAGUGAUACCAAAACACAGAGAUUUACCAACUAAAUCUUGAAUAGGUUGAGGCAAAUCUGUCGGAUCUUCAAUCUGCAUACUCAAAGAAUCCAUAACAAAUAAAACUUUAGUGACUCAAUAAAACCACCAUAAUUAAACCAACAAAAAAAACAAAUAGAUAGUUAACCUCAUCAUAGGAGCCAUCCCAAAGUUCUUCAGCUUCACAUCCGACAAUGAGUUUACCAACAGAAUCAAGCAUAAUCCGUUUGCAAGUACUUGUGUCAUCUUUGACAACCAUAUGCAGUUUGUACCUGAUCAGGAAGAUUAUAAUGAGUUCGGCUGAACUAACAAUCUUAUAUAUUAAACAUAAUGGAGUACAUUAAAAAGCAGGUUAAACUCACUUUGGUGCUACACUCGUGACCUUAGUAUGACAAGAUGUGCACCAGAACAAUGGCUUCUCAUUUGAAAACAAAAUUCCACCUUCCUUAGAUUUGAAUAUCAAGGCUUUGCUCUUACAACUGUUAUGGCCAAAGUAAAACCAGCUCCAAUCUGUAUCCAUACGUUCUAUUGAACAUAUAAUCUUGCAAUCCUCCUCCUAAAAGCACAAAGUAAAGAUAUUUGUCAGAAUUCAAAACAUAUAUAUGAUGGUAUAUAAAAUGCGCUUGGAUUCAAGAACAAAACCACAGUUGCCAUCAUGAUUUCGGAGAUAGAUUUCAUUUCCACAUUAUUCCAAUGAACAGUGUGGUCCUUUGUCAGACGCUUUUGUUUCUUUGCAUCAGUAAGAGCAAGAGUAAACUCAUCAUUAGAGACCCUGACAAAUAUAAAAGGACCAACAGAUUAAACAAUAAAAAAGUAUAAUGGCUAUGAAAAUGAUCCUAAUAUAGUAUUUAUGAAUUUUACCUCAGCUUUAAAGCAAGAGUUUCUGGCAACUCAGGAUCAAAUUGGAUAAGAGAUGCAUCAAAUGCAUUGGUUACUUGCACAUCUCCUAUAAAACAUAAGUAAAUUUAAUAACUUUAAUUUCAAAUGAAAAAAAAUAUAAAUCAAUACACUUGAAUAACAUAGGUACUAAUUCGUUAAGAUUCUUCUAACCUUUGUAAAAACCAAUUUUCGCAAAUCGAAUCAAGCACACCAUAUUAGGAUCAUUUGACUUUUGGAGAUGCUCUUCAAGCUGUUCUGCAUACUUGCCCCACAAACAACAGGCCAUGCUUUGACCACUGUAAUUUAAAGUCCAUAAUAUAGAGUUAGAAACAAACUAUACAAGAUAUAAAUGAUUGAAAAUAAUGAAUAGUUAAGAUUCACAUACUUGAUGUCAAGCAAGCGGAAUUCAACUUUCUUCUUAUCUUUCCCGGAUACCUGGACACUUUGGACGUCACGAAGACUGAUCACUUGACCAACCACAUCUGAAAUAUGCAUGUUUCAUAUCAGUAUUUCAGUAGUUACAAUAAAAAUAGAUUUUCAUAAACUAACCGAUUAGGAAAGAAGCCUUGAGUGUUCCAUUUCCAAUCUCUUCAAAGCUGGAGAAGCUCAGAAAGUUAUCAUCACACUCAUAAGAACUCGGUGAUAUCGAAGUGUCCUCAAUGAUAGAGAUCUUGUAGGUAUGGUUUGUUGGCCGAUACUGUCCCCCUGCUUGAGAGACAGAGAACGUCUCUAUAAGUCGCCAUUCACCAAGCCUUAACUUGCGUUGAGUACGUUGAAUGUAAUUCAUCUUACACGAACAAAGGAUUUUUGCACCCAGAAACGUAAAUAUAUACACAGAUUAGUACAAUCACAAGAGAAAAAGAUAUUGACAAUAAGUUAUAAAUGUAUCUCACAGUUUCAUCUGCGAAGAUCAGCUCAAGAGUAUCUCCUCCAUAAUUGGUUUUCUGUCUCCAUGAAUGAAUUAACUUCACUUGGAUGCACCAUCCCUGUUUGUAGGGCUUGAUGGCGUUUAGCAAAGAAAUAUUCUUAUUUUUAGUCAUGGGUGAAAGAAAGAUUAGUUGACGUCGAAGAAUGAGUUUUAUGGUUGGUUUUUAUAGAUGGUUAAAUAUUUAGGGUAUUGUAGAGAGUAUAUUCGGUAAAAUCUAUAAUAUAUUGUAACCGAUUUAUGAUUCGGUUGAUUUUGUUAAUAUAUUGUGGAUAUUGAUAUAUUCUUUUAUGGAUGCAAUAAAAUUAGGAUAUUUUGUAUUAGUUGUUAUGAAAAAUAUAGAAGAUUUCGUGAUUAGUUAAGGGAAAUAGUAACUACUGAAAUCUAACUAAUACGUUUGAUACAUAUUCUUAGAUUAUUCGAACUGCCAAUCCUGAAGCAAUUUUUUUUUUGAAAAAAUCGUUUGGAUAUUUUGUUUGUCAUUAAUGUUGGUUUCCAAAAUGUGGUUACGGUCGAGAUUUAAGUGGUUAUGUUUUUACGGAAUUUUAGUCAUAUUGAUGUCAUUUAGUUAGGCAUAAUAACAACAUUGAUUAUUAGAUAUUAAAUGUAACAUAGUUUCUAGUAAUAGGUCCAUUAGGUUCAUUUUUAAAAAAUCACACAUGAAUCAAGUUUAAGACUUCUGUUUUAAUAUAUAAGAUAAAUAGAUUUCAGAAUCAAUGAUAUAGAUUUUAAAAUCAAAACUGGAUUAUGUUAUAAAUCAGUCAAAUAGUUAAUUGAGAGGAGGUAGGAUUCUUUUCUCCUCUAUGAAUUUGCUGAAUAGAUCAUUACUAUCACGUAAACCUGCAGCAAUACAUUCUAAAAGUAGAUUUAUCGAAGUUUUAUUUCUUCGAGGAUUCCAUUGAACAUAAAAACCUUUUCCACCUUCUUCUGAUUCUUGUUGUGAUUCUCCCAUUGAUGCUCUUUUAGGUUUUUAAAGUGUUUGUUUCUUGUGUUAAUUUUCUAAUGCAUAGUCGAGAUUAUAUAUAACUAUGAUAGACCGACCACUACGAUAGAAAUAGAAAACUAGGAAAAUGUAGAAAUUGGACAAUUGGACAAAUAUAAAACUUUCAAAAGUGUGAUGAGUGCUCGAUGUUUUUUAAUGGAAAAGUUACAAACACACUACCGUUUAACAAAAUAAUCAUAUCUUUGUGAGUGCUUGUUAUAAUUAACGUAUGCAAUACAUAUAUACGAAACUUGGCGCCGAAAAGAUAUUAGGAAAACCAAUAAUACAAAUUUGUCAAAAUAUCAAGGUUCAACUCAAUAUUUGCUUUUUUGUAUUUUUAACUUAAAAUCAUUCAUAAAUCCAUUCAAAUCUAAUUUGAAAUCAAAUCUUUAAACAAAUUACUAUUAUUGAAUAACACUUGAUUUUAAAAUCUAUUUUAAAAUCAUAAAACCAAUAACAAUUGAUUUGAAUAUAGAUUUUAAAAUCAUAUAACCAAUAACAAUGAAUUUGAAUAUGGAUUUUAAAAUCACAGAACCAAUAACACUAAAUUUGAUUUGUAUUUUCAAAUCCAUUAAAAUACCCUCAAAAAGUUUAGAUUCAAAUCCAGUAGUAUAAUUUAUAUUUAUUUGUGCAUAUUGAUUGGAAAAACUCGAAUAAAUGUAAACAAAAUUGUAGGCGCAAAUUUUCAUAAAUCAUCUUAGUAUACUAUCAAGGUCGACCCUGAACACGACCCUGAACAAAAGCUCGUGAAGCAUGUCUUUUAGAGCCGGCCAACACUAAAUAUGUUUUAGGGGUUAAUGUAACAAAUAUAUUUUGUAACUCUACUGCUAAAAACAUAUUGUAGAACGCCUGAGAGCUGGGUUCAAUCCUAAAACUUAGUUUUUGUAAAAUAGUGGGUCAAAAUAUCUUUAUUUCUGGACCGAAAUAUAUCAGAUCAGGCUAUGUAUCUUUUGCAUUUCACGCACAAAUUUGAAAGGAAAAAUAUUCCUCGCAAAUCAGCGAUAUUUUUUUGAAUUCUUUGCAUUUUAAGAAAAUAAUCUCAAUAGCAAAGGAAGAAAAUUAAAAACUUAAACUUUUAGUAGAAACAAAUCAUGAGUUUUCUUUCUGCACAUAUUGUGGAUAUAAAAGUUUAUAAAAAAAAAAGGAGAAGAGAAAAUUCUUAGGGGUAGUAUGGAUUAUUCGGAUGAUGAUGGCACACUCUAUACUGGAUCAGGUGAAGAAAACUUAUAUAGUGACCACACAGCCGAAUCCGAUUAUGGAACGGAAGAAGACAUGCACAACAAUUCCACAUCGAAGCGAGCUCAGUUAAGUUAUGUAGUUCUCAAAGAAGAAGACAUUCGUGAGCAUCAAAAGGCCGGCGUUGAACAAGUUUCUAUGGUUCUCUCAAUAAACCAAGUUGAAGCAAUCAUUCUGCUUCUUCACUAUCAGUGGAGUUCUAGUAAAGUCGAAGAUGAAUGGUUUACUGACGAAGACAGAGUCCGUAAAACCGUUGGUAUAUUGAAGGAGCAUGUGGUUGAUCUCAAUAACCAAGAGGUGAAUAUUGAAUGUGAAAUUUGCUUUGAGUCAUAUCUUUACAAGGAAAUCGCGACGGUUUCGUGUGGUCAUCCUUUUUGCAAGAAUUGUUGGACCAGUUACAUAACUGAGAAAAUCAACAAUGGUCCGGGAUGUUUGAUGAUUAAAUGUCCUGAGCCUUCUUGUUCUGCUGUGGUUGGUCAAAAUAUGAUCGAUAAGCUUAUAACAAUAGAAGAAGAUAAGGAGAAGUAUUAUAGAUAUUUUCUUAGAUCUUAUGUCAAAGAGGGAAGAAACAAUAUUAAGUGGUGUCCAUCACCUGGAUGCGUAUACGCAGUUGAUUUUGGAACCACGAAUGGAACUGAAAAUUAUGAUGUUACUUGUUUAUGUUCUUAUGAAUUUUGCUGGAAUUGUAGUGAAGAUGCUCACCGUCCUGUGAAUUGUGACAUGGUGUCAAAAUGGAUUACUAAACAUAUUAAGGAUAAUGAAUCCAAAAACACGAUUUGGAUACUUGCGAAUACAAAGCCUUGUCCAAACUGCAACUGUCAUAUCGAGAAGAACCAAGGAUGUAAUCGUAUGACCUGCUCAAUUUGUAAUCACAGCUAUUGUUGGAUUUGUCUUUGUACAUAUAAUGGUGGCCACACAUGCCACAAGUUUGAGGGUGAUGAUGAGACAAAAUUUAAAAAAAAAAGGGCGAAAAAGACAAUUGACAGAUACAUGCAUUACUAUGAAAGAUGGGCAAACAAUCAAUCUUCUAGGUUAAAGGCUAUGGAAGAUUUGAAGAAAUUGCAAGUGGUGCAGCUUAAGAAGCUUAGUGUCAAACAAUGCAUCUCACAAACUCAGCUCCAAUUCACCGUAGAUGCAUGGCUUCAGGUAGUGGACACAUGUAUUAAGUAACUAAGACUUUCAUUGAUAACAUUGCGUAGCGUAAAAAAGAAGUUAUGUAGAACGGAAUGUUGGAAUAGAAUAAGACUGAAAUUAUUUUGAUUAACAUUGGCUUCAGAGACCACACAAGCAUUGGUCGAAUGGUAUGGUAUACUUGGACAGGUGCUAUGCACCCUUUGAAACCUACCAGACCCUAGAAAAUCAGUUGGUUGGGUCUAGGCCCGUCGGGUAUCCCGGAUUAUCAAAAAUAAAACAUUGGCUUCACAAAUAAAUUUUUAUAAAUCUUGUGAAAGCAGAUGAAUUACUAAAACUAAAAGAGUAUCAUUGGUAAAAUAUUGGAAAAAUCGAUCAUUAUAGGAGUUAUUAAGUAGAAUAUUGUUGCAACAUUUUUCAUUAACAGAUCAAUGUCUUUCAUAUGAUUGAUUUUACGACUGCAGAUCAUCGAGUGUAGGAGGGUGUUGAAAUGGUCAUAUUCAUAUGGAUACUACCUUCCUCAGGAGGAACGAACCAAGAAACAAUUUUUUGAGUAUUUGCAAGGGGAGGCUGAAGUUGGUUUGGAGAGGCUUCAUCAUUGUGCAGAGGAGGAGCUGCAACACUUUGUUGAUGAAACUGACGAUCUAUCUACAGAUUUCGAUGAUUUCCGCAAGAAACUAAUUGGUUUGACUAAAGUAACCAAAACCUACUUCGAAAAUCUAGUGAAAGCUUUAGAAAAUGAUCUCGCUGAUGUAGCUGUUGAUGAUUGCAAAUAAAAACCAAUCUCCAAAUUUGCUAUCAAAAGACAAAAGUUGGUGAUAACGGUAAGAGGAAGAUCCAAGUGGGAAUUGAAAGUUUUCUGUUUCGGUUACUAAAAGAAUGCAAAAAACUGAAAAAUACUCUAUGUUUUUAUGUUUUUCCUGCCAAGGGAUUUAGAGUUUGUAACAGUUUUAAACCUUAUUUUCUAAUUAUUCAUUAGCAUAAACGAAAUUGCAUUGUUAUUUUGAAUUUUGAGGUUUGAAGUCUGCUUUUACCUCGUACCUGUUUUUUUACCUUGGAAAGGUCCUCUGCCUAGAAAAUCUCAUCAAGCAAAGAAGAGCAGUAUUUCAACCAUGAUACCAAAUUUGUUGUUGAAAUUACAUCAAAUUUGGUGCUUUUGUGUCAAAUUCUUUUUGUCAUCUCUAACUAUAACACCAACUAUUACACCAAAAAUAGUUUUAUAUAUUAUUUGAUGUUUAUAGUUUUAAUAAUUUUAUAUUUUUAUUAUCUGAAAUUGAUAAAUGAUUGGUUUAUCACACUUAUAUAUUAUGUUUAUUAAUUUUUUUUAAUUAUAUGUUUAACAAAUUUAUUUACAUUU
This is a messenger RNA of Brassica napus (rape), 8065 nucleotides long. Its product is annotated as probable E3 ubiquitin-protein ligase ARI11. NCBI's taxonomy places the organism in Eukaryota, Viridiplantae, Streptophyta, Magnoliopsida, Brassicales, Brassicaceae. Gene Ontology annotation, molecular function: ubiquitin protein ligase activity; zinc ion binding; ubiquitin conjugating enzyme binding. Gene Ontology annotation, cellular component: ubiquitin ligase complex; cytoplasm. The transcript has 6 exons. The record is from RefSeq and is a predicted model, not a curated record. Gene Ontology annotation, biological process: ubiquitin-dependent protein catabolic process; protein polyubiquitination; positive regulation of proteasomal ubiquitin-dependent protein catabolic process. The coding region runs from base 5512 to 6747 and encodes 411 amino acids.